This is a messenger RNA of Carya illinoinensis, 1324 nucleotides long. RefSeq lists its product as uncharacterized. The record is from RefSeq and is a predicted model, not a curated record. The coding region runs from base 65 to 1081 and encodes 338 amino acids. NCBI's taxonomy places the organism in Eukaryota, Viridiplantae, Streptophyta, Magnoliopsida, Fagales, Juglandaceae. The transcript is spliced from 2 exons.
AGUCCCUUGUACCACACCAUUCGUGUAUUCUUCUAACCAUCGAAUUCUGAAUAUACAAGUCGCCAUGGGGAUCUUAAGCAGGAAUGGGUUGUUGAUGAUUCUGCUACUCUUUUUAUUUGGUGCUGUGCGUAUCCAUGCAGAAAUUAAGACAUGCACCAGCAAAAGUAGUCCAUGCCGCUUUAAAAAGAUGAUUUGCCCAGCACAAUGCCCAUCAUCAUCACCGAAGGACCCGAAAGCGAAAGUUUGCUAUAUCAACUGUAAUUCACCCGUAUGCAAAGCUGAGUGCAAAAAUCGGAAACCAAACUGCAAUGCCCCUGGAGCAGGAUGUUACGAUCCCCGCUUCAUUGGUGGAGAUGGCAUUGUUUUCUACUUCCACGGCAAGAGCAACCAGCAUUUCAGCUUAGUUUCGGAUCGCAACCUCCAAAUCAAUGCCCGCUUCGUCGGGCUCCGGCCAGCAGGCCGAACCAGGGACUAUACUUGGAUUCAAGCCCUGGGUGUCUUGUUUGACUCCAACACUUUCUCUCUCGAGGCCACCCGAGCGGCGACCUGGGAUGACAAAAUUGACCAUUUGAGAUUCUCUUACAAUGGGAAGGAACUAAUGAUACCAGAAGACCAUCUCUCUGUAUGGCAAAGCCCGGAAGAAGACAUCAGAGUGGAGAGAACAUCGAAAACGAACAGCGUCAUAGUCACUCUCCCAGAGGUUGCAGAGAUAUCAGUCAAUGUUGUGCCCGUGACCAAGGAAGAUAAUAGAAUCCACAACUAUCAGAUACCUUCAGAUGACUGUUUUGCUCACUUGGAGGUACAGUUUAGAUUCUACGGUCUGUCCUCAAAAGUUGAAGGAGUUGUUGGCCGGACUUACCAGCCGGAUUUUGAGAAUCCGGCAAAGCCAGGCGUGGCAAUGCCAGUUGUGGGAGGCGAGGACAAGUACAGAACCACGUCACUUCUCUCGGCAGAUUGCAGCUCUUGUGCGUUCUCUCCAUCUGAAGUUUCGGAACAAAAGGACUCGGUGGUGACGGAAUAUGGCAUGCUAGACUGCACCGGCGGAGCCAGCGGUGGGAAUGGAAUAGUUUGCAGAAAGUAAGUACGAAAUUUGGUAUAUCUUCAAAUUAAUAAAUUAGGACAUCUGUUUGAUCUUCCUUUUAUGAGCGGAGAUUUGCUCGAAGAAAGUGAAAGCGGAUGCUAUUCCUCUUUGUUUUCUCUGUUUUAACACACCAGAUUUGUGUUCACACUGUGUGACCCUUUCUUUCAAUUGCUUCAUUCCAUGUAAAAGUAUGCAGUGAUCAAAUAAAUAUGGGAUACCGAUACGUUUUCUUUAAGAAUAAAA